Tinamus guttatus (white-throated tinamou) is the source of this 1842-nucleotide messenger RNA. The record is from RefSeq and is a predicted model, not a curated record. NCBI's taxonomy places the organism in Eukaryota, Metazoa, Chordata, Aves, Tinamiformes, Tinamidae.
ACUUCAGAUUCUUUUGGCGAGCUGGACCUCCAUCCGCACCUGAUAUCCACAUUAACCACUGUCUUGAAGAUAUGUAGCAUGACCAGUGUUCAGAAGCAAACGAUUCCUGUGCUGAUGCAAGGCAAAGAUGCUUUAGUGAGAUCUCAGACCGGUUCAGGUAAAACUCUUGCCUAUGGGAUUCCACUUGUACAGUCUUUGCAAGGGGUGAAACCCAAAAUACAGCGCAGCGAUGGGCCUUAUGCACUUGUCUUAGUCCCAACAAGAGAGCUAGCACUCCAGAGCUUUGAAACCAUGCAGAAGCUCCUCAAGCCAUUUACCUGGAUUGUGCCUGGAGUGCUAAUGGGGGGAGAAAAAAGAAAAUCAGAAAAAGCCAGGUUACGUAAAGGGAUAAAUAUCCUUAUUUCAACUCCCGGUCGCCUGGUUGAUCAUAUCAAGUCUACAGAAUGUAUUCAUUUUCGUCGCACUCAGUGGCUAAUUAUUGAUGAAGCAGACAGGAUCCUGGACCUGGGCUUUGAGAAGGAUAUUGCUGUGAUACUCAAUGCUCUAAAUGCCGAGAGAGAAACACGCCAGAACGUCCUGCUCUCAGCCACUCUCACAGAAGGAGUAACACGGCUGGCUGAUAUCAGUUUGAAUGAUCCCGUCAGCAUUUUGAUAGCAGAUAAAAUCCAGGACAGGCUCCAACCUGCAUCACAAGAAGGUAAAGAAGCCAUUAGUUCAUCAGCCUUCAUGGACCAGGAAAACUUUGCUGUUCCAGAGAAGCUGAAGCAGUAUUUCCUAAUGGUCCCCAGCAAACUGAGGCUUGUCACUCUGGCAGCUUUUAUCCUUGAGAAGUGCAAGUUUGAAAAACGCAAUAAGAUGAUUAUCUUUUUCUCCAGUUGUGAACAAGUGGAAUUCCACUAUAAGCUUCUCCUAACAGUCCUUUCAGGAGGUCCAGAAUCUGAACAACAUGAACAUUCAUCUGUCUGCUCUACACACCUCCAGUUUCUACGACUGCACGGCAGCAUGGAACAGGAAGAAAGAACUGAAGUAUUCCAGGAGUUUCUAAAAUCCAAGACUGGCAUCUUGCUUUGCACUGAUGUUGCAGCACGUGGACUAGACCUGCCUCAAGUUACGUGGAUCGUACAGUAUAACGCUCCGGCUUCACCUGCGGAAUACAUCCACCGGAUUGGGAGGACGGCUCGCAUUGGCUGUCACGGGAACAGCCUGCUUGUCCUGGCGCCUUCGGAGGCAGAAUAUGUCAGCUUGCUGGCUUCUCACAAGAUUAAUGUCUCAGAGAUAAAGAUGGAGAAGGUGCUAUCCAGCCUGAUGAAAGAUAAUCGCUUCAAAUUACCCAGAUCAGGAAACAAGAAACCCUGUGGCGCAGACCCUCAGCAAGUCCGGGAGCGGGCCACGGUCCUGCAGACGAAAUUUGAGAAUUAUGUCCACUCCAGCGAGGGGACUGUCCGGUGGGCAAAGAAAGCACUGCAGUCUUUCCUUCGUGCCUAUACCACCUACCCCAGAAACCUCAAGCACAUCUUCCACAUCAAGUCUCUCCACCUGGGUCACAUAGCCAAGAGCUUUGGCCUGAGGGACGCCCCUCAGAACCUGAGUGCUCUUCCAAAUGCUGGCUCCAAGAAGAAGAUCAAAGCAAGACAAAAAAGAGCCUGCUUGGGGAAGGUGAGAUGGGAAGCCCUGGCAGCCAGGUCUGACCUUCCCAAAGGCAAACGUGGCAAGACCCAUGGCAAGCGUGGCCUCGCUGAGAUCUUGCGCUCCGAAUAUUCCAGUGGGAUGGACACUGGGGUAUCCAAGGUCAAGAAGAAGAAAAAACAGAGAAAACCUGGCAACCAGGAGAAUCCAACAUAA